CAUCGGGAGCCUCAGCACGACGGAGAGGGCGGUGGAGCAGCGGGCCAAGGGCCGCGCCCCCAUGAAGGAGAAGGAGGCGGGGGCGGCCGGGGAGCGGGGCAAGCCGGCCACUUACACCGGGGACAAGAAGGCGCGCAUGGCGGCCAAGACCAACAAGAAGUGGGUGCGCCUGGCCACCGUGCUGGCCUACGUCCUCUCCGUCUCGCUGGCCGCCAUCGUGCUGGCCGUCUACUACAGCCUCAUCUGGCAGCCGGUGCGGGGCGGCGGGCAGCCGCACAGCCCGGCGCAGCCGCCCGGAUCGUCCACUGGGCCCGGCCCCACUGCGCCCGCGCCCGACCCCGGAGAAGCCACGACGGCGCUGGGAGCCGGAGCCGCCCCCACCGCCCCGCGGAAGGCCGCCGGUGCUGCGGCGCCGUAG
This is a messenger RNA of Elgaria multicarinata webbii, 418 nucleotides long. RefSeq names its product InaF motif containing 2 (gene INAFM2). The transcript has a single exon. Lineage: Eukaryota; Metazoa; Chordata; Lepidosauria; Squamata; Anguidae. Bases 62 to 418 code for a protein of 118 amino acids. The record is from RefSeq and is a predicted model, not a curated record.